CGUGAUAACGUUUAUCGGUUUUUAUCAUAAUGUAAGAGCUAAGAGUCUUCAUUUAGUUCUCACUACAUUUGCUGAGCAGUAGGUACUUACAUAUCAAAGAAUAAAUCAAUUACAACAUACACAAUGACUUCAAAUAAUUCGUGCAAAUCGGGAAAAAUCGUUGUUAUUGGAUCGUGUAGUGUUGAUUUCACCACAUUUGCGCCACGGCUUCCAGGUCCCGGGGAGACCCUAGUAGGCACGAAGUUUAUGACAAGCUUUGGUGGGAAAGGAGCAAACCAAUGUGUGGCAGCUGCUAAAUUAGGGGGAGAUACUUAUAUGAUAUGUAGACUAGGUGAUGACCAAUGGGGAAAGAACUAUAAAGACCACCUCCAAGAAGUUGGCAUCAAUGUGUCCCAAGUCAAAGUCACUCAUAAUACUACUUCAGGAAUUGCUCAAAUAAAUGUGGCUGAAUCAGGGGAGAAUCAAAUUGUUAUUGUGCCGGGAGCAAAUGCAAAAUUGAGCACUUCUGAUGUAGAUGCUGCAUCUGAACUCAUUAAAUCAGCUGAUAUUCUGAUUGGCCAACUGGAAACACCUUAUGAGACAACAUUGGAGGCUUUCAAAAUUAAUAGAGGAUUGAAACUGCUAAAUGCAGCCCCAGCCAGGACAGACAUUGCUGAAAUUCUCAAGUACUGUACCAUAUUGUGUGUCAAUGAACCUGAGGCAUCUUUACUGACUAAUCUUACUGUGGACAGUGUGAAAGCAGCAGUUACUGCAUUGAGCAAGUUGCUGGAAAUGGGAUGUGAAACUGUUAUCAUAACACUUGGGGAGAAAGGAGCAAUCUUUGCAUCUGUGAAAGACACACAGCCCAUACAUGUGCUGUGCGAUCCAGUAGUUCCAGUAGAUACUACUGGUGCAGGAGAUGCUUUCGUUGGAGCUUUGGCCACAUUUUUAGCGACAAAGAAAGAUUAUCCAAUGCACCAAGUAGUUGGAGCUGCAUGUCAUGUCGCCUCUUUAUCAGUUACCAAAGAAGGAACACAAACCAGCUAUCCAACCAACUAUAACGCAUUUAAUAAGGAAUAUCAAUAUAAAAGGCUGUGAUAAUUAAAAAACAAUGGUUUAACCAUCAAGGUGUCUAUAUUUUAAACAAACUUGAGAGACAUACUGUAUUUUAAGAAUUAACAUUCAGAUAAGUCAUACAUUCUCUAUAUUUGAUUAUUGUAAAAUAAACACUAAUAUUUUUACAAAGCUA
Messenger RNA from Plutella xylostella (diamondback moth), 1228 nucleotides. RefSeq names its product ribokinase. The record is from RefSeq and is a predicted model, not a curated record. Gene Ontology annotation, cellular component: cytosol. Gene Ontology annotation, biological process: D-ribose metabolic process. NCBI's taxonomy places the organism in Eukaryota, Metazoa, Arthropoda, Insecta, Lepidoptera, Plutellidae. Gene Ontology annotation, molecular function: ribokinase activity.